Messenger RNA from Penicillium cataractarum, 1320 nucleotides. RefSeq names its product translation initiation factor eIF2B subunit beta. The record is from RefSeq and is a predicted model, not a curated record. Gene Ontology annotation, cellular component: eukaryotic translation initiation factor 2B complex. The transcript has 4 exons. Gene Ontology annotation, molecular function: guanyl-nucleotide exchange factor activity; translation initiation factor activity. Bases 1 to 1320 code for a protein of 439 amino acids. NCBI's taxonomy places the organism in Eukaryota, Fungi, Ascomycota, Eurotiomycetes, Eurotiales, Aspergillaceae. Gene Ontology annotation, biological process: translational initiation.
AUGCCGUCGACGUCGCUUGCCCUGACGCCGGGCUUGGGGUCUUUCCUCAAAUCCCUCAAGACUCACCCGGUCGAGACCUCUAUUGAGAAUCUCAUUUCAUUGCUCAAACGACGACAAAUCCGCCAUUCGCGAUCAUGCGCUACGGCAACCGCCUACUUGCUUCGCCAUGUUGUCUCGGUGUGCAAGACAUCCGACCCGCUGAAGCUCAUUGAGCGAGUACAGACCGUGGGAAGGAGGCUCGUCGCGGCCCAGCCGCGUGAGAUGGUGGUGGGCAACGUUGUGCGACGAGUGCUCGGACUCAUUCGUGAUGAGGCAGAAGACGACCAUGAAGCUGAGUUUGCUCUGAGUGAAGCUGGAUCAGAGUCUCAGCCUCAAACUCCCCGGGCUUUCGACGAUCCGUCCCCAUCACUUCCCUUGGAUAGAGAUAUGCUUUCUCUCCGUGCAGAGGGCGCAGAGCGCUCAUCAUCUCGCCCUACCCUUCACUCCAUGUUCAGCCUCCUCUCCCACCCCGAAGCAGAAUUCUCACCUAUAAGCACCCCGGGGACACAAUCUCCAAAUGGACGGAUGCCCGGCCACGGUCCCGGAAAAGAUGUCAAGGCCGAAGUGUUGGAAGGUAUCGGUGAGAUCAUUGAUGAACUGGGUCAGGUCGACGAUCAGAUUGCGUCCUAUGCAUUGGAGCACAUUCAUUCCAAUGAGAUCAUCCUCACACAUACCUCAUCCACGACGGUGCAAAAGUUCCUUGUCAAGGCCGCUACUAAGCGCAAGUUCACCGUCAUUCACGCCGAAUCCUUCCCCAACAACCAUGAAGCUACCCACGCCACUGUCAGCGGCAACCCCCUCGACGAUGACGAGAACCUGAGCACCGAGGCAUUCCAGAAGCCUCUGAUUGCCCUCGGCAUCACUGUCAUUCUCAUCCCAGACUCUGCCGUCUUUGCUCUGAUGUCUCGUGUCAACAAGGUCAUCUUGGGCACACACUCCGUCCUCGCGAACGGUGGUCUCGUUGCUGCUGCUGGCACUCGGGUCAUUGCUCGCGCUGCCAAGGUUCACCAAACUCCCGUGGUUGUUGUGAGCGGUGUUUACAAACUGAGCCCGGUCUAUCCCUUCGAUUUCGACUCUCUCAUCGAAUACGGCGACGCCAGCAAGGUCCUCCCCUAUGAGGACGGCGAUCUCGUCGACCAAAUUGACGUCCAGAACCCAAUCUAUGACUACGUCCCGGCCGAGCUGGUUGACCUUUACAUCACCAACUUGGGUGGUCAUGCUCCGUCAUACCUCUACCGUAUUGUGUCCGACCACUACCGGAAGGAGGACAUCAGCUUCUAA